Messenger RNA from Penicillium pulvis, 993 nucleotides. RefSeq names its product U2-type spliceosomal complex subunit CWC24. Gene Ontology annotation, biological process: snoRNA splicing. Gene Ontology annotation, molecular function: metal ion binding. The coding region runs from base 1 to 993 and encodes 330 amino acids. Gene Ontology annotation, cellular component: U2-type spliceosomal complex. The record is from RefSeq and is a predicted model, not a curated record. The transcript has a single exon. Lineage: Eukaryota; Fungi; Ascomycota; Eurotiomycetes; Eurotiales; Aspergillaceae.
AUGGCGGACGACACAGCUGCCGCUGAACCCGUCCCCCAGUUCGGCUUCAAAAAACGCUCUAAGGGAAAGGCGAAUUUCCGCAAGAAGCCUGCAACUCCUCCACCUGCCUCCGACUCCGACUCCGGCUUUACCUCUUCUGAUGACGAAGAUGGACACCGCAUCAAGAGACGGCGCAAGAAUGUUGCAGUAACCGCCUCCUCCAAUACCACCAAGCGGGAUCCGACCGCUGAGAAGCCUUCCACUGCGGGCCCAAUCCUUUUGACAUCGAGUAAUGACGCAACAAAAGCUUCAGAUUGGUACGACGAGGACCUCAGUGCAAACAACCUUCUAGGGUCAACUCGGGCACGUCCACAACCGCCUACAGACUCGACGCCCGAUGGUACCUACAAAGGAACCGCUAAUUACACAUCAUUCAUCCAAAAGAAUCCUGAUGCGCCAACCAAAAAAUUUGGCCCCAUCAAAGCUCCUCCUUCGAACGUCCGAACUGUGACCGUCAUGGACUACGCCCCCGAUGUCUGCAAGGACUGGAAACAAACCGGUUACUGUGGAUUUGGAGAUUCUUGCAAGUUCUUACAUUCACGUGAGGUAUAUGCGCAAGGAUGGGAGUUGGAUCGGGACUGGGAAAUUGGUACGAAGGGCAAAACACUUAAGGGCAAGGUUGUUUCGCAGCGGGGAGAGGGGGAGAAAGAGGAGGAUGAGAAUGAAGAUGAGAUGCUGGAAAAAAUCCCAUUCGCCUGCAUUAUCUGUGAGAAGCCCUAUCAGCACCCUAUAGUGACGAAAUGUGGGCAUUAUUUCUGCGAGUCCUGUGCACUGCAGCGAUACCGGAAGAAUCCAUCCUGUGCAGCAUGUGGGGCAGGCACCGGUGGAGUGUUCAAUGUCGCCAAGAAGCUAAAUGCCUUGCUUGAGAAAAAGCGAGAAAGAGCGCGGAAGUUGCGGGAAAAGGCGAUUGAAGAGGGGGAAGAAGUUGGUGAUGAGGACGGAGACAAAAGCUGA